GGCAGAUUCUGUUGACACGGGAAGUUCAACGAGCUACCGCUUCCACGAUUUGAGCUUGUCCUUACUGCGAUGGCACCAAAGGCUAAGAGUAAGAGUAAGAGUCCCGGGAAAAAGAAACCCGGGAAAAAGAAGUCCUCUGCGGUGGUGGUCAGUCAGUCCACAGAGAUGUCCAAGGAACAGAUGGAGGAGCUAAUUGUUCAUCUCGGUGAGGAGCUGAAGCGGGUGCGAGAGGACAAGAGGAUCUUCAAGCUGGAGAGUGAAAAGAACCAGUCAGUCUGGGAAACUUGCAGGAGAGACAUGGAGAGGGUGAAGGAUGUGCUGAGGCAAAGACACCGGGAGAGAGAGGAGUUUCAGCAGCGCCACCGAGUGGAGAUCAGUGUUUACAAGGAGAAGAUGAAGCACGUCCUGUCUGAGCAGCACAACACCGUCUCCGAGCUGAAGAUGGACACCGCCGCCUCCGCAUCACUGAUACAGAACCAGCACACCGAGUCAGAGCUGGUGCUGCGGAGCGACACAAUGCAGGCGGACGCCAGAGAGAAGACGCUUCGCAACAAAAAGUUCAUCGAGGAACUCAAACUGAAACACCAGGUCGAACUGUUGGAGAUGACAGACAACUAUGACCGGAGAAACAGAGAACUGGAGGUGAAAUUUAACGAGAAGAUGCACACGACCAUCGAGGUGGAGGAAAGGAAGAGGAAGUCAGAGGUCAAUGAGCUUGACGACAGGAUGGCCGCUCGAGUUGUGGCGCUGACGGAGGAUCACGGCCGUGCUCUCAAAGUAGCUCAGGAGUAUUACUCCAGCAUUCAGAACAAAGUGCUGGCGGACGAGAAAGUGCUGAAGGAGGAGGCAGCAGAGGCGCUGAAGCAGCUGACACGAGUGGACAAGCAGCUUUCAGUUGCUCAGCGAGAAAACAAGCAUCUGCGCGAGUCUCUGCACGAAACCCAGCAGCAGCUGCCCGAGCUCCGUGCUCAGCUGCAAGAAUACAACCAGACCAAGGCCAAGAUGGUGAAGUCCGGUGCUCGGGCUAAGGUCGCCGAGAAGGAGCUGUGGGAUCUGAAUAUCGAGCACGAGCUGCUGCGGCAGGCGUCUGAAAAGGUUCAGGAGGAGUGCGACGAGUUGCAGAGGAAGCAGACAGAGGUCAAGUUGGCGCUGCAGCAGAAGAGAGGCCUGGAGCAUCUGCGACUGGAGAUGAGGCUCGCCGCUCUGACGGAAACCGUGGAGACGAGGGAGGGUCAGCUCCGUGCCGCGCUCUCCACUGCGGCCGCCACAGACACCGAGAAAAGCCGCGCCGCAAACAUGCUUAAGGAAACGUUGGAGUCAAAACGCGUGACCAUUGCUGCGUUAGAGGAGGACCUGGAUCAGGGGCAUAUGGAGUACGAGCAGCUGCUGCAGACCUCCACCCGCAGACUCAGGGCUCUGGGCGUCCCUCUACACGACUUCCCCUUCAGGCCCGCGAAGCAGAGACCAAGAGUCAACAAGUUGUACGCAAGAGUACAGAAAACUGCACGUAGUUAAACCGUCACGUUUUAGGCAACGAGUUACGUAAAUGCCUAAAAUACACGUUUUUUUAUCUUUCUUGAAUUUCAAUUGCUGCUUUUAAGUACCGUAGGACCGUUAUAUAUCUAAUUUAGCUGCAUUGUGCAUUUAAUGUAGAAAGCUUGAGCUGGCUGCAAAAUACGACUUAAAAUCCAUUUUCAGUCACUUGAUGUAACUUUGACCAAUUGGAUUUUUAUUUCCCUCUGUUUGUGCAACAUAUCCACAUUUUCAACUUUCAAAUGCACAGUAGAAGCUUCCUAAGAGUUAGUUUUUCUCUUGUUAGCACAGGCCUGAUAUCUAUGGAAGCCCAUU
Hippoglossus stenolepis (Pacific halibut) is the source of this 1848-nucleotide messenger RNA. RefSeq names its product dynein regulatory complex subunit 4. The transcript is spliced from 11 exons. Lineage: Eukaryota; Metazoa; Chordata; Actinopteri; Pleuronectiformes; Pleuronectidae. Bases 70 to 1515 code for a protein of 481 amino acids. Gene Ontology annotation, cellular component: motile cilium; microtubule; Golgi apparatus. Gene Ontology annotation, molecular function: small GTPase binding; microtubule binding. Gene Ontology annotation, biological process: flagellated sperm motility. The record is from RefSeq and is a predicted model, not a curated record.